GGAAGGUGCCCAUAUAUACGCAAUCACUCGCGCAACGACCCCGUCUUCUUGGUUGUCGUCGUCAAAAAUCAUAUAAUCACGACCUGGCCAUCAUUGCCAAGAAAGGAAGUUUUAGAGGAUUUGAUACUAUUCGCGGCCUCCGGACAGGCAAGGGCAGCUACGGACCAGGACUACCUGCCGCAGUUCGACACAGAUGGUGUUGAUUACGUGAAUUGUGAUACUAGUUAGCACCAGGCAGAGUUUGGAAUUUUCGAUCAUCGUCACCACAGUUUAUUAGCUGGCAAAAUAGUGAGUGAGAGUGCCAUUAAUGUGUAUCGUGUGAAUUUCUUUUUCUUCCACACCACCAACUACAAAAACAACAACCACAACUCGACGUGUCGACGUUGCCAUCCUCCGUCGUUGUGUGUACCUCUACUCUGCUGAUCAAGAUUCACAGAUUUAAUCUUUUUCUCUCAUGCCCAUCUAUACUCGGACGACGUGACAAUAUCAGUGCGUGUGAUUAGCAGCAGCGGGUAGACGACGACGACGAGUCCCAAGGUCUGUUGCCUAGCAAGUAGCAAACAACAAUAGUCAGUCGGUGGAAGAAAACAGACAGAACGUCGAUCGAAGCAACCAUUCAGGCGGAGCAAACCAUCCGCGCGAAAUCUCAUUUCGCUGCUUAGUAGUAGGCGAAAAGAUUUUCCAACCUCGCAUCAUCAACAACAUCUGCAAAAAUAACACCAGGCAGGAGAAACGAAUAAAAAACAGGAGCAAUAACUCGCUCGCUCGCGUACACUCCGAGAAAAUCCGUCGAGGCCUGCCGUGUUAGUGCGAAGCUGCCGUCGUGUACUACUAUGAUCGUUCUAAAUUCAGACAGAAAGUUACUGUUGAUCCCAGCGGACUUGGAAGCAGUCUAAUAUGCCGGUUAUAUCGCCAUAUUCGUCCAGUGGCAGUAGUUACAUCUCUCCAACGUAUCGCUCCAGCUACACGGGUCGAUCGAGCCUUAGCUUCAGUAGCGCAAGCCCUAGCAGCAGUUAUCGGAGAAGCUCGUACCGCAAUGAUCUUUCGAGUUCGUACUCUUCGGCGUAUUCUUCGUACCGAUCGCACAGAACAGCGGAUAUCGAAACCUCUUCGGCACUAACCACAAACUCUACUCCAACCGCUGCUAACGAUAAAGAAUCCGGAGUAGAAACUAGCAAUAGCAGCAGUACCACAGUUAAUAAUAUCAAAGACACCUCCACUAGUAGCACCUCCACAACCAACCGUCCAAGCCGAUACACCUCGAGCUACAGUUAUAGCUCUCCCUUGAGUAGAGACUACAGCUCACGGAUCAGUUCUCGAUCUUCCGACGACAGGCGUCUCUCAUUUCGGGAUCGCGAAAACAACUAUCUGUGCGCCGGUGGGAACUCCACGUCGAGCUACAUUUCGAAUCUCCGCAGCACAGCACUCAGCGGUGCAGAAGUGUACCAAAAAUACAGCAUCUCGAACUACAAACCGAACAACCUAGAUCGUUUCUCUUCGUCGUCAUCGGCGGCGGACUCCUCCUCGUCGUCAAAGUCACUGCUCAAAGCACCCUCACCGUCAAACGGCACCACGGCAUUGGAUAUCAGUAAGGUAAACAACAUUCCCGCUAAAGAUAGAAACAGUAACAUUGAUGCAUCAUCGGUCAUUGUCGCCAGCAAUAAUAACAACUCAACUAACACUAAUGGCACUACCACAACCAGUGUUGCUAAUACACCAUUCCAACAACUAGAAACAACUACUAACUGCAAGCCCACAGUAAUAGCUAACAAGAAUACGGGCGCCAAACCGGCUAGCGGUGCAGCAUGUUUUCUCAAUGUCCGUUCAGAAAUCUCCACAAGUUGCAAUAGUAUCUCUGCUAUCACCACAAUUACUACCACCACGACAACUACCACUACAAUUACUACCACUACCUCCUCCACAUCCACUUCCGUUUUACUGUCAUCAUCGUCAUCAUCUUCGGUGCUGUACGAUACACCAUCGGCUACAACAACCACUGCUCGAAUACGGAAAACAGGUGGUAGCGGCUUCGGCGGCAGUGGCAUUCCUACACAUCAUCGCGCUCAACGUCCCGAAGCGACGAUCAACCUCGCUGGACAACUCACUACUAGGUUGCGCCCAGCAAAGCCUCCACUACCGAAAUCUCCCCUCAGUACCCUUUCUCAGUCGAACGGACGCAGCAAGGAGCCGCUAGGGUCAUCCCUUCAUCGACACCCCAACUUUCUCAAACACGAGUGCGAUUUGAUCCGGAAGGAGCUUAGCAAGAGUACCACCGAACUGGCUGUCCGAAACAGCUCAACCGCACCCGCAUCAGCAGCCAUGAAAACCACUACCCUGGGGUCGUCGAUAACUAACCUCCACGAAACCGCCAAAGAGCGAAAAACUAGCAGCAACUUCCUCGCGAAGCUAGACACCCACAAAGCUAAGCCUAUUCUGCCACCCGUCAAGAACCAGCCCAAAGAUCAUGAAGAUGAUGACAAAAAGCAUAGAGAUCACCAUCCGAACCACCACAAUCAUCAAAAACUGCAGCUAGCAAAGUCUACGGCUGGCAUCGAGUUACUAAAACCUUCUUCAAACACCUCAGUCAUUUCCGAAUGUACUCAAAAAAAUGAUAAUUCUUUUUUCAAACUAUCAUCUUCACCGCCAUCCUCGUCAACAACUUCGACUACGUCAACCACCACAACCACAACUACAACAGAGUCGCUAAAAUCAGCCUCCCCUUGUUCACCAUCAACAACUGCAACUCGCUCUAGCAAUACCACUAGUUCUUACUCUUCCAAUUCUCGUUCCGCCGUCGUCGGCAACAUGAAAUCGCUGCGAAUCUCCGCCGAACUUGACGAACCGAUCACGCAGGUCACGUACAGGCUGCGACAGCCGGCCGCGAUCGGCGGCAGCAAUGGCACGUCCAGCUCCAAUACCACUCCCAAGUUCAUAGCCACGGCUUCGGUAACUACCGACGAUCACGACGACGAAAACGACAGUGAAUACCACGUCACAACUACAAUCAAACUGAAGGGAAAACCUAGCAUAGCUAAGAAUUACAACAGCACAAGUAACAGUAGUGGUUGCACCAACGGAAUCAAUAACAACAACAAUAACAAUGACAGCGGUAACGACAGUGAGAAUGACCUAGCCAAAGGCAGACCGUACAGAAACGGCACUGGCAGCAACCCCGAAUUCACCACCAGUAGCAGCAUCCGAAUCAAUGGAAACAGCAACAAUAACAACUACAGAAACAACAAUAACGGCGACGCUAGAAGCAACGGCGAUGACCCACGGAACGAUAGCGGCGGAGGCAGUGACGACGACGACGACGAAGCGCUAGCAACUUCCGCUAACGCCGCAGUGGACAAAGAAUCGAAAACCGAAAAUGACGAUGAUAAGGUUUCUUAUCUCCGCGUCGGAACUUCCUCCAAAGCACUUCACUCGACUAGUCCGGUAGGCAUCAGCGGCAGCAGCAGCAGCUUCAGGGGCCGAACUAGCGAGUACAAUUCCGGCCUAGGUAGCAGUAGCGGAACCUAUCGCAGUACCGGCCUCGGAACUUCACCGUCGUCCUCCUCUACAGUACAAAAACUCAACAACAGCUAUGAGGACACGACGGAUGCGGUCUGCCGGACAACCGGAGACAGCCGGAAGGAGGGUCUCUGUGGACUCUGGAACAUUGGUAAUACCUGCUUCAUGAACUCAAUAAUUCAGUGCCUAAGCCAUACCCGGGAGCUGACCAGCUACCUACGAAAUCAACCAACCACGGAGCGGGGAACCACCAAGGACCACAAGAUCCUGGCUGAAUACACCAAACUGAUUAAAGACAUGUGGAGCGGAACAACGCGAAGCGUCAACCCGUCCGAGAUGAAGUACGCGUUCUCGAGCAAGCACCGGAUGUACUCCGGUUCGGCCCAGCAGGACGCCCAGGAGUUCCUACGGUUUUUCAUCGAUUCGCUGCACGGUGCCCUUAAUGUUUCGGUCAAGCGAGAACCCAUGCCCAAGGAAAUGGAGGAUGAUGAAAUUGAUGCCCGUAUCAAGGCCAACAUGAUGUGGGAAUGGUACUCCAAGGUCGAGAACUCACUGAUCAAGGACCUGUUCGUUGGGAUGCUGCGAAGCACUCUCAAGUGUACCGUGUGCAAUAGCGAGAGCGUGACAUUUGACCCGUUCUGGGAUUUGAGUCUGCCGCUUCCAUCGACCAACUCCCGUUGUAAGCUCGAAAACUGUCUGGAUGUGUUCGUCAAGGAAGAAGUGAUGGAUGGGAUCGAUCAGCCGACCUGUUUCCGCUGCAAGACCCGAAGGAAAUGCACCAAGAGCAUGACGAUCGAGCGGUUCCCCAAAUAUCUGGUGAUACAUUUGAAACGAUUCUCGGAAACCCGGUGGAGCAAGCUGACCAACGUGAUCGAAUUUCCGACCGGGGAGCGCGAGUUGAACCUAGCGCCGUACGCCUCCCAGGACAAUUCCGGCCCGGUGUACUUCUCGCUGUACGGAAUUUCGAACCACAUGGGUUCCACUGCGGGUGGUCACUACAUCGCUGCCUGCAAGCACCCGGUGAGCAAGGAAUGGAACGAGUUCAACGACAAUUUUGUGAGCGAUACAUCCGAGCGCAGCCUGGUGACGUCUAGUGCCUACGUAUUAUUCUAUGAGCGAUCGUGAAGUCCUGGACGAGAGCGGCAAGCCAAAACCUAAUGAAACAAAAAAAAGGAAAGCCUAGAUUAAAAAGAUUAUUAGAAAUGACGAAAAAACAUUGUUUAAGAUAUUCACUGAAUAUGAAAGAGAGAGAUAGGGAAAAAGAAUCAAGAUAAAGAGUGGUGACAGGAAGAAACCUGGAAGAAGAGAACAAAAAGUCGUUAGUACUAAGGCAACCUAUGGUUAACGUGAAGUGAGAGUUACUUAAAACUGGAAACACCAACUGAUGCAAACAAUAGAAAAUUCAAAGUUUAAUACACAAGAGAAAUCUGAACAAAUUAACAAAGAUGCAUGGGAAAACGUUAAAUCUAUUCGUGUUGGACGGCUUUUUAGCUUUCAAUCGAAUUGGAUAAACAUAACUUUUAGCUAAUUAGGAAGAGCGAGUGGAAAACAGAAAUCUGCUUGUUGUGGGGUGUAAAAAGUGGAGCUAGAUUUGGGUGGAAAUAAGCAGAAUCUUAGAUUUGUAAUAUUUAUUUUCCUAUUUAUUGUACGAAGGUAAGAACAACAACAAAAAAAAACACAUACGAAACUAAUAUUUAUACGUAGUAAAUAGUG
Uranotaenia lowii is the source of this 5226-nucleotide messenger RNA. It is a transcript of the gene Usp2, whose product is annotated as ubiquitin carboxyl-terminal hydrolase 2. Gene Ontology annotation, biological process: protein deubiquitination. The transcript is spliced from 11 exons. Bases 898 to 4638 code for a protein of 1246 amino acids. Gene Ontology annotation, cellular component: cytoplasm. Gene Ontology annotation, molecular function: cysteine-type deubiquitinase activity. The record is from RefSeq and is a predicted model, not a curated record. NCBI's taxonomy places the organism in Eukaryota, Metazoa, Arthropoda, Insecta, Diptera, Culicidae.